AUGGCAGAAAAAGUUGUUAUAGAAAAAUUCAAUAGCAAGAUUACUAAUGUGUCCCAGUGGAUGACUAUCUUUGAAGCGGAAUGUGCACGUAUAGGAAUAGAAGAUGAUGUCAAAACAAUUGAAAUUUUUAGAUCUCUAAAAGCUGUUCAACUAGUUUUCAACGAUAACGAUGUGAUGAUAUGCAUUGGCUAUCGUUGUCAUAAUUUUUGCAAUAAUUUGAAUGAUAUUUUCAAAUCAUAUAACAUUUUUCAAGGUAAACAUAUCCGCCAGAAAAUAGAAAUAACGAAUUUGGAUAUCGCAGCACAGGCAUUGGUAUUUUUCUUGGGCGGUUUUGAUUCAUCGGCAUCAUUGAUGUGCUUCAUGGGAUACGAAUUAGCCGUGAAUCAGGAUAUUCAACGAAAAUUGAGAAUAGAAAUCGAGGACACACUAGAAAAAUGUAAUGGAGUAAUAACAUAUGACGCCUUAUUGAAAAUGAAGUACAUGGACAUGAUCAUAUCAGAGUCCUUGAGAAAAUGGUCAAAUGGUGUUAUCGCAGACAGAGUGUGCACUAAACCAUAUACAAUCGAACCAGUAACUGCUGAGGAAAAACCCAUAUACUUAGCCGAAGAUCCUGAUCGUUUUGAUCCAGAAAGAUUUAACGAAGAAAAUAAAGAUAAGAUAAAUUCCUACACUUACCUACCGUUUGGAAUUGGACCCAGGAAUUGUAUUGGUUCAAGAUUUGCCUUACUGGAAACAAAAUUGCUCUUCUUCAAACUUUUGUCGAAAUUCGAAAUAGUUCCGACAACUAAGAGUGGAAUUCCGCUCAAGAUAUCAACGACAACCCUCAACCUCAAUUCGGAGGGUGGAUUUCUGUUCGCAUUCAAACGUAUAAACGAAAAUCAAUAACAAAUUAGAAAUUAUUGUUACAUGUGUCCAUCAAUGAUGAAUUUUUGUUACAUUUUUCAUAUGAUUGUAUGAUAGUGAAUAAAUAAAUGAAGUUAAUAAAGUUUUCGAGAUAA
This is a messenger RNA of Leptinotarsa decemlineata (Colorado potato beetle), 998 nucleotides long. Its product is annotated as cytochrome P450 9e2. The record is from RefSeq and is a predicted model, not a curated record. Gene Ontology annotation, molecular function: iron ion binding; monooxygenase activity; oxidoreductase activity, acting on paired donors, with incorporation or reduction of molecular oxygen. NCBI's taxonomy places the organism in Eukaryota, Metazoa, Arthropoda, Insecta, Coleoptera, Chrysomelidae.